Messenger RNA from Triticum aestivum (bread wheat), 1068 nucleotides. Its product is annotated as BTB/POZ and MATH domain-containing protein 1-like. Gene Ontology annotation, molecular function: protein binding. The transcript has a single exon. The record is from RefSeq and is a predicted model, not a curated record. NCBI's taxonomy places the organism in Eukaryota, Viridiplantae, Streptophyta, Magnoliopsida, Poales, Poaceae. Bases 1 to 1068 code for a protein of 355 amino acids. Gene Ontology annotation, biological process: protein ubiquitination.
AUGUCGGCCGCCGCCGGCAAGCCGUCCCGGUCCGCCUCCGCCAUCACUGCCUCCACCGCGAGCGGGUACCACCUCCUCAAGAUCGAUGGCUACUCCCGCACCAAGGGCGUCCCCUCCGGAGAGAGGAUAAAGUCCCGCCCUUUCACCCUUGGAGGACAUCGAUGGCACAUCGAUUACCAUCCCAACGGCCAGAAACCAGAGUACGCAGACUACAUAUCCCUUUUCCUUGUUCUUGAUGACAACGUCAGCACGGCGGUGAAGGCGCAACAGAAAUUCUGUUUUGCGGAUGAGGAAACGAACCAAGCUCCUUCGCUGGUAUCAACAACAGUAGACAGCUACACUUCUCAGCAGGGCUGGGGAAUCGCGACAUUCAUCAAGAGGGCAGACCUGGAGAAGUCAGAGCAUCUGAAGGACGAUUCCUUCACCAUCAGGUGCGACAUCGUUGUCAUCGGCGACUACCGUGCAGAGGAUUUACCCGAAGAGACUCCUCCAGCAUUUGUCUCUGUGGCCCCAUCUGACCUGCACCGGCAUCUCGGCGGUCUCUUCAAGACAGAGAAGGGUGCCGAUGUGGUUUUCGAGGUUGGUGGUAACACUUUUGCUGCACACCGGUGUGUGCUUGCUGCCCGAUUGCCAGUCUUCAGUGCGGAGCUCUUUGGCGGUAUGAAGGAGGGCGACACCGCAGGUGUGGUGCGCAUAGAUGAAAUGGAGGCAGAGGUGUUCAAGUCGUUGCUCUGUUUUGCGUAUACCGACUCCUUACCGGUGACAGAAAAGGAAGAUGAAGAUGUCAUGUGCCAGCAUCUGCUUGUCGCGGCCGACAGGUAUAACAUGGAGAGGCUGAAGAGUAUUUGCGAGGAAAGGCUAUGCAAAUACAUCAACAUAGGCACAGUAACGACCAUCCUGACGUUAGCGGAGCAGCACCAGUGUGACGGCUUAAAGAAGGCAUGCUUAAGUUUUCUUGGCUCCCCGGCAAAUCUUAGGGCUCUGUUGGACAGCGACGGCUUCGAUCAUCUGAGCAGGAGCUGCCCUUCAGUUAUUAAGAAUCUGAUUGCCAUGUCGUCCCUCGUUUAG